GAACAUCAUCUGGAGGCUCUUGGUGCUACAGUUCUGUGCGAUGCCAUUUUCGUGAAAUCGUGACAGAGUUCUGCUGAGGAAGGUGGGGGAAUCCGCUCGGCGGAACUUCGCUGUGCAUAGUUUCGAACACUGCUCUAUCGCGACACUUUCAUUCGAUUCUUGGGGCUUCAUACGUCCCGGAAGCAAAGUUGACGACAAGACGAUACGAUCGAGAAAAAUAGUCACCGCCUGUGGUCUCUCGAGGAAGAAUUAUCUGCAAGUAGAGAAACCAUGAGUGCGAAAACGGAGUCGUCUGAUAUCUCAAAGAAGGUACACUCGUAUUUUGCCUCACUGUCAUCAGCCUCCUCGCGGAUACUAGAUGACGUCAAAAGUAUAUCACUGGCGUCGCGGCGAUCCCACCGGAGUUGGAACAAUCUGAACGAGAAAGAGAAGUCCAACAUUGUUAUGGAGAGCUUGGUUCCAGAUGACGUCGAACAAAAGUACAGAUCACUUGACAGCGACGCGCUGUCUCCGUUGGGCGUUCCCUCCAGCCAGAUGGAAAGUCUGAUUGACGCAAGUCAGGCUUUCCCUGUGGUGGAAAUUUCAACUUCGAAGCCAAUGCCUCGUUCAGUCGUCAUAGAAGAAGAAAUCAAUGGCCGGAAGGUCCCAAUCACGUGGCGGGACGAACACUCGGUGCCUUUCAGCUGGUAUAAUCAGUCGUGUGAGCCCAUAGUGGCUAAUCCACCCCCAUUCGUGUGUCUGACUUCCCCCGAAGACUUCGAUCAUCCAGAGAUCAAUGGCGAUGGCUUAGGAUCAGGAGCUCGCGUAUCUCGCCGCAGUUCAAGAGCUUCGACACCGGAGAGGAGACGCUCGCCGCUCAUGAGACCCAGACACGCUCCACCACCGCCGCCGGCUCCGAAAGACCCGCAUCUCGAUCGGAAAAAAGAUUCCCCUCCUGUGUAUGAGAGCUCUGGUACAGGCAACCGAUUGGACUCCAUAUCCCAGGAAAGUAUUUCAAGUGUGCACGGUCAGGGAAUGCGGUCCUCAUCGGCACCUCAGCACAACCAAAAAAAACGCCAAGCACCCAGACCUCCGGUGUCUCCCAUUCCGCCUCAGGCACCCGAACGUUCAUCGACCCUAUCGUUGACGUCUGUGGGCUCGAAUCCCGAUCGGCCCCGGAGCACGUUCUGCCCAGCGGAUGAUCCCAACCAGCCACAUAUUCUCCCGGAAGCUCUGGCCCCUGAGAAAUUAGAUUGCAAAUCAUCUCCGCUCCUCCAGAACGCCAAAUCAAAAGCACCCCCUCAGCAACUGAAGAAGGUCAGUCCGCCGGUUGCACCGAAGAUCGAAUACCGCCCCCCUGCCACGGAGUCAAUCGCCCCGAAACCUUCUCCGAACGACAACAUUCCGAAGACGGGUUUCGAUUUCCUGGACAACUGGUGA
Messenger RNA from Galendromus occidentalis (western predatory mite), 1419 nucleotides. RefSeq lists its product as uncharacterized. The coding region runs from base 271 to 1419 and encodes 382 amino acids. NCBI's taxonomy places the organism in Eukaryota, Metazoa, Arthropoda, Arachnida, Mesostigmata, Phytoseiidae. The transcript is spliced from 7 exons. The record is from RefSeq and is a predicted model, not a curated record.